AUGACGUUCAAGCAAGCGUCCAUGAUGGCCCCGGAAGCCAUGGCCACCACAAUGCCCAUGGCCACAAUGGAGAACUCCACUGAGGCCGCAGGGCCAGGCGAGAGCAAGGAGGACAUGUUCACCAAGCUGAGGGACAAGUUCAUGAAUGAGCUCAACAAGAUCCCCUUGCCACCCUGGGCCCUCAUUGCCAUUGCGGUGGUAGCCGGACUCCUCAUCCUCACCUGCUGCUUCUGCAUCUGCAAGAAGUGCUGCUGCAAGAAGAAGAAGAACAAGAAGGAGAAGGGCAAAGGCAUGAAGAAUGCCAUGAACAUGAAGGACAUGAAGUCAGGGAACCAGGAUGAUGAUGAUGCAGAGAUGGGUCUGACGGAAGGGGAAGGUGAGGAGGAGGAGAAGGAGCCGGAGAACCUGGGAAAACUGCAGUUCUCACUGGACUACGAUUUCCAGGCAAACCAGCUUACAGUGGGGAUCCUCCAAGCUGCCGAACUGCCAGCUUUGGACAUGGGUGGCACCUCAGACCCGUACGUCAAGGUAUUCCUGCUCCCUGACAAGAAGAAAAAGUAUGAGACCAAAGUGCAGAAGAAGACACUCAAUCCUGCCUUCAACGAGACCUUCACCUUCAAGGUCCCCUACCAGGAACUGGGUGGGAAGACACUGGUGAUGGCCAUCUACGACUUCGAUCGCUUCUCCAAGCAUGACAUCAUUGGUGAGGUGAAGGUGCCCAUGAACACAGUGGACCUGGGCCAGCCUAUCGAGGAGUGGCGAGACCUACAGAGCGGCGAGAAGGAGGAGCCAGAGAAGCUAGGAGAUAUCUGCAUCUCCCUCCGGUACGUGCCCACAGCCGGGAAACUCACUGUCUGCAUCCUGGAGGCCAAGAACCUGAAGAAGAUGGAUGUUGGGGGUCUCUCAGAUCCCUACGUGAAGAUCCACCUGCUGCAGAACGGCAAGAGGUUGAAGAAGAAGAAGACCACAGUCAAGAAGAAGACCCUGAACCCCUACUUCAACGAGUCCUUCAGCUUUGAGAUCCCCUUUGAGCAGAUACAGAAAGUGCAGGUGGUUAUCACGGUGCUGGACUAUGACAAGCUGGGGAAGAAUGAAGCCAUCGGCAAGAUCUUCACGGGCUGCAACGCCACCGGCACGGAGCUGCGGCACUGGUCCGACAUGCUGGCCAACCCCCGGCGGCCCAUUGCCCAGUGGCACUCGCUGAAGCCAGAGGAAGAAGUAGAUGCAGCUAUCGGGAAAAACAAAUAG
Molecule: messenger RNA, 1248 nt
Organism: Balearica regulorum gibbericeps (East African grey crowned-crane)
Lineage: Eukaryota; Metazoa; Chordata; Aves; Gruiformes; Gruidae
Source: RefSeq, a predicted model, not a curated record